This is a messenger RNA of Daphnia carinata, 1909 nucleotides long. Its product is annotated as protein AATF-like. The record is from RefSeq and is a predicted model, not a curated record. The transcript has 6 exons. NCBI's taxonomy places the organism in Eukaryota, Metazoa, Arthropoda, Branchiopoda, Diplostraca, Daphniidae. Gene Ontology annotation, cellular component: nucleolus; nucleus. Gene Ontology annotation, biological process: regulation of transcription by RNA polymerase II. Bases 78 to 1766 code for a protein of 562 amino acids.
AUUGAGUCAGAAAGAUUGAAAACUUGAAACACGUGGUAUGUUAACCGUGUGUAGAAAUUUAGCCAGAAUCUAUUUCUAUGAUGUCCCAAACUAAAGGCAAAACACUUAGUGAGAGGUUAGCUGAACUUGCUAAUCCAACACCUCAGUUCGCAGACCCAGAAGAUGAAUUCAAUGAAGAAACAAAAGCAAGGUUAGAUACCUUUGAUGAUCAGUAUGAAUUACAAACUACUACAAAGAAAACACUGAAGAACAAAACAAGCCUGCGCCAUAAAAAUGUUGGAUUAUUAGCAGUUACAGACAAAAGAUAUGCUGGAAAGCAAGUAAGCCGUAAAGAGCUUGAGUUUCAAGCAGAAGAAGAUGAAAAUGAAGGUUUUAGCUCUGAGCCAUCCCUAGUAUCUGGUGGUGAAAGUGAGGAAGAUGAUAUCCUUGGAUUUAAAGACAAAUUCUUAAAAACAACAAACAACAAAUCAAAAAAAUUGAAUCCUCAUUCAGAUGACGAAAUGGAUGAUGAAAGUGCAUUGGAAUCCGACGUUGAUGACAGAAAUUCUCUGAGCUCUGAACAUGUUGAAGGAGAAGAAGAUGAAAAUGAGGACGAAGAAGAUGGAGAAGAAGAAGAAGAUGGAGAAGAAGAAGAAGAUGGAGAAGAAGAAGAAGAUGAGGUUGGAAGUGUAGAUGAUAAUGAGGAAGAUGGAAGUGAAGUCAGUGUUCAGAAGAUGUCGAAAAGUUCCCACGCAACCGACAUAAACAAAGGGAAAUGCGUUCAAAAUCAGCUCUCCCUAUGGGAUCAUCUACUUGAGUGUCGCAUAAAAAUGCAUAAAGGGAUAAAUUUGUGCAAUCAACUACCCCAGGGCCAAGUUUACAAACAGUUUACCAAAAUAGCUGGAGAAAACCAUUUUAUGACAGCAGGUCAAGGGGCUCGGAUAGCUAUUAAAACAUUGUUGGACAACUGCCUUGAAUUGCAGGAUCUCUUACUAAAAUCUAACCCUCAGACGAAAUCGUUAACUCAAGGAAAAUCUGGAGAAAGGGAAAGUGACGAGGAAAUCGCAAGCGAUACUGGUGAAGAAGCUACAGAUGGUGAUGAAGAAAUUGAAGAUGAAGGCCCUAAACGCAAAAGGCUAAAAAUAGCUGGAUAUGAAGCUGAAAUUGGAAAGCGGCAUGAUAACUUUCGUGGUUUUUGUCAUCGUACACUGAAUAUGUGGAACGAAAAAACAAAAAUGGCAACGGGACGAACGGGUGCCGGAAGCAAAGCUGGAUUCGGAGCUUUUGAUCAAUCAAUUUUAAAACAACUUGAAGGAAUCCUUAGCGAUAAACAGCGACUGAUCAAUCGUACGCGGAUCAAAAGAGCCACUUACCGCGUACUUGGGUCUGUCCUUAAACCCUCUGUCCAGGAAAUUGCCAACGAUGGAAAAGAAGAUGAAUCUAAGCAUGAGGAACAUCCAAGCAAGGAUUAUGAAGAAUUUGAUCCGGAAAUUUAUGACGAUGACGAUUUUUAUCAUCAGCUACUUCGCGAGUUGAUUGAAAAGAAGACUGGUGAAGCAGGUUCCAAUCAAAUUGCUAUUGGAAGGCAAUGGCUCGAAAUUCAAAAAUUACGGUCGAAAGCUAAACGAAAAGUAGAUGCUAAAGCCAGCAAAGGACGAAGACUUCGAUACCAAGUGCAUCCUAAACUUGUUUCUUUUAUGGCGCCUUACCCUGAAACAUCAUGGAAUGACGUUGCCAAGAAUGAACUAUUUGCUUCACUAUUUGGGUCACAACCAUUGGCUAGCUAAUAAUGUGGACCGAUUCCAACCCAUUCAUUCUAAGACACUAUAUAAAUUCUGAAUGUGCGGCGUCAAUUUUACGUUCAAGCUUGUCCGUGUAAAUUUUCGUAUAGGAAAUUCUUCCGAUUUAACAUGAAGCAAUCGUUGCUGUG